Molecule: messenger RNA, 9392 nt
Organism: Condylura cristata (star-nosed mole)
Lineage: Eukaryota; Metazoa; Chordata; Mammalia; Eulipotyphla; Talpidae
Gene: ANKRD12
Product: ankyrin repeat domain 12
Exons: 13
Coding region: 226-6393 (2055 amino acids)
Cellular component (GO): nucleoplasm
Molecular function (GO): protein binding
Source: RefSeq, a predicted model, not a curated record
ACGGCGCUGCCUUGGGAGCGAGGAGGCUGUGGUGAGAGACGGACUGAGAUCGGAGAUGUUUUCAAGCCUGGCCUCGGCGGCGUUCCUGGCGGUUGCAGUGGAGGCGGAGACGACAGCGGCGGCGACGCAGAGGCACUCGUUCAGGGGGUAAACCCUCCUGCGCCGACCGGGCCUCGGUUCCAGGAUGAGAAGACUGAUAAAAGAAGCUAGCUGAACAGCUGUAAGAUGCCCAAAUCUGGGUUCACAAAACCAGUUCAGAGUGAAAAUUCUGACAGUGACAACAAUAUGGUAGAAAAGCCAUAUGGAAGAAAGAGUAAAGAGAAGAUUGCAUCCUACAGCAAAACUCCAAAAAUUGAUCGAAGUGAUGUAGGCAAGGAGAUGAAAGAGAAAUCAUCUAUGAAACGUAAACUCCCUUUUACCAUUAGCCCAUCAAGGAAUGAAGAACGAGAUUCAGACACAGAUUCAGAUCCAGGACAUACAAGUGAAAAUUGGGGGGAGAGACUUAUGUCUUCUUACAGGACAUACUCAGAGAAAGAAGGUCCAGAAAAGAAGAAAACAAAAAAGGAAGCUGGAAAUAAGAAGUCUACACCAGUUAGCAUACUUUUUGGUUACCCACUCUCAGAGAGAAAGCAGAUGGCACUUCUUAUGCAGAUGACUGCAAGAGAUAACAGUCCAGAUUCCACACCAAAUCAUCCAUCGCAGACAACACCAUCCCAAAAGAAAACUCCCAGUUCUUCAUCUCGACAAAAAGAUAAAGUUAAUAAAAGAAAUGAACGUGGUGAAACUCCUUUACACAUGGCAGCUAUUCGAGGAGAUGUGAAACAAGUGAAAGAACUAAUAAGCUUAGGAGCAAAUGUGAAUGUGAAAGAUUUUGCAGGUUGGACACCAUUACAUGAAGCUUGCAACGCCGGAUAUUAUGAUGUUGCUAAGAUACUUAUAGCAGCUGGGGCAGAUGUUAACACACAAGGGUUGGAUGAUGACACUCCACUGCAUGAUUCUGCUAGUAAUGGGCACAGAGAUAUAGUGAAACUGUUACUUCGUCAUGGUGGAAAUCCAUUCCAAGCUAACAAACAGGGGGAGCGUCCAGUGGAUGUAGCAGAAACAGAGGAGUUGGAAUUGCUACUAAAAAGAGAAGUGCCCUUAUCUGAUGAUGAUGAGAGUUACACAGAUUCUGAAGAGGCUCAGUCUGUAAAUCCUUCAAGUAUUGAUGAAAAUAUUGACUCUGAGACAGAGAAAGACUCUCUCAUUUGUGAAAGUAAACAAAUAAUCCCUAGUAAAGCACCUCUUCCAUCUGCCCUUGAUGAGUAUGAGUUUAAAGAUGAUGAUGAUGAAGAAAUAAAUAAAAUGAUUGAUGACAGGCAUAUUCUUAGGAAAGAGACACGAAAAGAAAAUGAAUCUGAAGUAGAAAAGAAUAAUUUAUUUGCAAAACAGGAAAAAACUUUCUAUCCUAAAUCAUUUAAAAGUAAAAAACAAAAGCCAUCUAGGGUUUUGUAUUCAAGUUCUGAAAGUUCUGAUGAAGAGAUUCUUCAAAGUAAAAAGGUUUCUGCUCAAUGUUCUGUCCCUGAAACAUCAAAUUCUGAGCUACAAGCCAAAAAGGAAUAUGGAGUCUCUAAUGAGCACAAACAAAAAGGCAAAGUUAAAAGAAAAUUAAAGAAUCAGAACAAAAAUAAAGAGAACCAAGAGCUAAAGCAAGAAAAAGAGGGGAAAGAAAACACCAGAGUAACAAACUUGACAGUUAACACUGCACUAGAUUGUUCAGAAAAGACCAGAGAGGAGGGGAAUUUUAGGAAAUCUUUUAGCCCAAAAGAUGAUACUUCAUUACAUUUAUUUCAUAUUCCCACUGGUAAAUCUCCCAAACAUUCUUGUGGAUUAAGUGAAAAGCAAUCAACACCACUAAAACAAGAACAUACCAAAACAUGUUUAUCACCAGGUAGUUCUGAAAUGUCAUUACAGCCUGAGCUUGUUCGGUAUGAAAAUACAGAAUCUGAAUUCUUGCCAGAAAGUUCAAGUGUAAAAUCUUGUAAGCAUAAAGAAAAAAACAAACAUCAGAAAGAUUUUCAUUUAGAGUUUGGUGAAAAAUCAAAUGCCAAAGUAAAAGAUGAAGAUCAUAGCCCAACAUUUGAAAAUUCUGAUUGCACACUGAAAAAAAUGGACAAAGAGGGUAAAACAUUAAAAAAGCAUAAAUUGAAACAUAAAGAGAGGGAAAAGGAAAAGCAUAAAAAAGAAAUUGAAAGUGAAAAGGAAAAAUACAAAAAUAGAGAUGGUGCUAAAGAGCUGCAGCGGAGUGUGGAAUUUGAUAGGGAAUUUUGGAAAGAGAAUUUUUUUAAAAGUGAUGAAACUGAAGAUCUAUUUUUAAAUAUGGAGCACGAGUCCCUAACAUUAGAAAAAAAAUCUAAGUUGGAAAAAAACACAAAAGAUGAUAAGUCAACCAAGGAAAAGCAUGUCUCCAAAGAGAGAAACUUAAAAGAAGAACGAGAAAAAAUAAAAAAGGAAAGUGAGAAAUCUUGUAGGGAGGAAAAAAUAAAGGAUUUAAAAGAAGAAAGAGAAAAUGUGCCUAUUGAUAAAGAAACAGAACUCAGUUCUUUAAGUGCCAGUGAAGAAUCUAUGGGGUUACAUUCAAUAGAAAAGGAAAUCGAAAUUGAAAAGCAUAUAAAAGAAAGUAAGGAAAAACCUGAGAAACGAUUUCAAAUUAAAGAAAAGGACAUUGAGAAAACUGAAAGAAGAAAUUCUGAAAAAGAGAAAAGGAUAAAACAUGAGCAUAAGUCAGAGAAAGACAAAUUAGAUCUUAGUGAAUGUGACAGAAUAAAAGAAAAAGAUAAGUUAUAUUCACAUCACACAGAGAAAUGCCAUAAAGAAGGCGAGAAAAUAAAAAGUACUACUACUGUUAAAAAAACUGAUGACAGAGAGAAAAAUAGAGAAAAAGUGGAUAGAAAACAUGACAAAGAAAAACUUGAAAAAGAAAGGCAUCCAGCAGAAAGCAAGGAAAAGCACUUGAUGGAAAAGAAAAAUAAACAAUCAGAUAAUAGUGAUUAUAUUAAAUCAGAAAAAAAUAAAAAUAAAGACCGGGAGUUGGAUAAAAAAGAAAAAUCUAAAGAUAAAGAAAGUGUUAAUGUAGCUAAUUCCAAACACUUCCAGGAAGAGAAGAAGUCAAGUAUAGCAGAUAAUAGUAAAGCUCAACAUGAAAAAAAUCUCUCUCUCAAAGAAAAAAUAAAAGAUGAACCUUUGAAAACACCAGACGGGAAAGAAAAAGAUAAAAAAGAUAAAGAUAUAGACAGAUACAAAGAACGAGACAAACACAAGGAUAAAGUUCAACUAAAUAGUUUACUCAAACUAAAAUCUGAAACUGAUAAGCCUAAACCUAAGUCAUCACCAGCGUCAAAAGAUACUAGACCUAAAGAAAAGAGGUUAGUGAAUGAUGAUUUAAUGCAGACAAGUUUUGAACGAAUGCUAAGCCUUAAAGACCUAGAAAUAGAGCAGUGGCACAAAAAGCACAAGGAGAAAAUUAAGCAAAAAGAAAAGGAACGGUUGAGAAAUCGUAAUUGUUUAGAACUUAAAGGAAAGGAUAAAGAAAAAACAAAGCAUACCCCAGCUGAGUCCAAAAAUAAAGAACUUACUAGAUCAAAGAGUUCAGAGUUGAGUGACUCUUUUAUCAAGGAGAAACAAUCUAAAGAUGCUGUAAGUAACAGAUCACAGUCUAUUGACACCAAAAAUACGAAUUUAGGCAAGCCAUCCUUUGUUUCAGAUAAUAAUUUAAACAGGUCUCCUAGAUCAGAAAGUGAAAAGCUAGGACUCAGCUCCAGAUCUGUAUCCCUGAUAUCGGUUGCUAGCUCAGAAGAUUCUUGCCACACCACAGUCACAACUCCAAGGCCUCCAGUUGAGUAUGAUUCUGACUUUAUGUUAGAGGGUUCAGAUUCCCAAAUGUCCUUUUCCCAGUCACCUUUUUUGCCAGUUGCCAAGUCUCCUGCCCUACAUGAAAGGGAAUUGGAUAACCUGACUGAAUUGCCAGAGCGAAUUAAACCACCUUAUACUAACAGACUUCCAGCAUCCCAUCUCCGAUCAUCUUCUGUAGAAGAUGUAAAACUAAUUAUAAAUGAAGGAAGACCUGUAGAAGUUCGAAGAUGUAGCAUGCCAUCUGUCAUUUGUGAACAUACAAAGUUCCAAACGAUAUCAGAAGAAAGCAAUCAAGGUGGCUUAGUUGUGCCAAGAGAAAUUUGUCCUUCUCCCAAACCUGAGGUAUUCUCAGAUGUGCCUGAAAAAGAACUUUCAAAUGUAUCUAACAUACAUUCCAGUUUUGCAGCAUCUCCUACUAGAUCUGUAAAUAACAAAUAUAUUUCAACUGAUACGAAUGUUAUCAAGAGUACUGCUCCAAUGGGUACUUUAAUGGACAGUCCAGUGCAUUUAGAAUCAUCUAACCAGGUUGGUGUGAUCCAAAGUAAAUCAUGGGAGAUGUCUGUUGAUAGAUUGGAGCCAUUCAAUAACAAUGACUUUAUCUGCCCCAAUUCUAGUACACUUGAUCAAGAUUCUUCUGUGCCGAGUUUUUGUAGUUCUGAAAACACAAUAUUGAAAGAACAAAAUAAUGAUUUUUUAUCCCUACACCAGACUGAACUGCCAGGAAACUCUUGUACUCAGGAUCCAGUGUCCUUUCUGCCUUCACAGCAACCUUGCUCAUUCCACAGCCAGUCACUUUCAGAUGCUGAAUCUAUUCCUAAACAUAUGUCUUUGUCAUAUGUUGGCAAUCAAGAGCCAGGUAUUUUACAACAAAAAAAUGCAGUUCAAAUUAUCAGUUCUGUUUUAGAUACUGAUAGUGAAUCUACAAAAGACAUGGAAAAUACUUUUGUCCUAACAGAUGUUCAAAAGACAGAUGCCUUUGUCCCAGGGUACUCUGAGAGUACUGUUCACGAACCAUCACCAGGUAAUUUUGAGAAGUUUGAGAAGGCUAAUACUUUGCCUCUGUUACCAUCAGAAAAGGACUUUAAUGGAAGUGAUGCUUCUUCCCAGCUUAAUAAUACACAUUAUACAUUUAGCAAAUUAAUGUAUAAGUCUUCCAGUGGCCAUGAGGUUGACAAUAGCAAUUCUGAUAUUCAGGUUAUUUUACAUGAAAAAGAAAAACUAGAGAAUUUGGUUUUAACUCAUUUGAAUAAGUGUGAUUCUGAUUUAUGUGAAAUGAGUGCAGGGAUGCCAAAAGGAAACCUAAAUGAACAAGAUAAUCCAAAACAUUGUCCUGAGAGUGAAAAGUGUUUGCUUUCCCUUGAAGAUGAAGAAUCACAACAAAGCACUUUAUCAAGUUUGGAAACUCAUUCACAGCAGUCAGCUCAACCAGAAAUCCACAAAUAUGGUCAGUUAGUUAAAAUAGAAUUAGAAGAAAAUGUUGAGGAUGAUAAAACUGAAAACCAAAUCCCUCAAAGGACGACUCGAAACAAAGCAAAUGCCAUGACAAGCCAAAGCAAACAGGUUCUUGCUAGCUGUACGCUGUUACCAGACAAAGACAGUGAAUCUUCCCCUCCUAGAGCAAGAAUAAGAUUAACUGAAGAAGAUGAUCCUCAAAUUCACCAUCCUCGUAAAAGAAAAGUGUCACGUGUACCUCAGCCUGUGCAAGUAAAUCCUUCUUUACUACAAGCUAAAGAGAAAACUCAGCAGUCUCUGGCAGCCAUUGUAGAUUCUCUGAAACUAGAUGAGAUUCAGCCAUAUAGCUCAGAAAGAGCAAAUCCAUAUUUUGAAUACUUGCACAUAAGGAAAAAAAUUGAAGAAAAGCGCAAAUUAUUGUGUAGUGUUAUUCCUCAAGCUCCUCAGUAUUAUGAUGAAUAUGUGACAUUUAAUGGAUCGUAUCUCCUUGAUGGAAACCCCUUAAGCAAGAUAUGCAUUCCCACAAUUACACCACCUCCUUCAUUGUCAGAUCCACUUAAAGAGCUUUUUCGACAACAGGAAGUUGUAAGGAUGAAACUACGUUUGCAACACAGUAUUGAGAGGGAAAAACUCAUUGUAUCUAAUGAACAGGAAGUUCUACGAGUUCAUUACAGGGCUGCAAGAACAUUGGCAAAUCAAACCCUGCCAUUUAGCGCAUGCACUGUUUUACUGGACGCGGAAGUAUACAGCGUGCCACUGGAUGCUCAGUCUGAUGACAGUAAAACUUCUGUGAGGGAUCGCUUUAACGCAAGGCAAUUCAUGUCUUGGUUACAAGAUGUGGAUGAUAAAUUUGACAAAUUAAAGACCUGUCUUUUAAUGAGGCAACAACAUGAAGCUGCAGCUUUAAAUGCCGUCCAGAGAUUAGAAUGGCAACUCAAACUCCAGGAACUUGAUCCUGCCACCUAUAAAUCUAUCAGCAUUUACGAAAUCCAGGAGUUUUAUGUUCCCCUUGUUGAUGUUAACGAUGACUUUGAAUUGACUCCUAUAUAGCAGCCAUUACUUCCUGAUGGUAUCGUCUUAAAAUGAUGAAGCUCAAAGAGUAUUAUAUUAUGGGAAACUGCCUUUUGGUGAAAAUAUUGCUACUAUGCCUUUACAACUGUUAGUAAAGUUCAGCCGAAGUUGGUUAUGUAGUAAACACUGUCAUUUUAUAAAAGAUGAAAAGAAUUAUUUUGGAUCUUAGAUCCAAGUUGUUUCUAACUGAAAACUAUUAUUUAUAUUGGUGAAAGGUAACUUUGCUUUAAAGCAUGUUAGCAGACUAUGGUAGAUAUUUAACAAGUUGAGAAUCUGCUAACAACGCUGGAAGUUGUUAGCACUCUGAAUAAGAAGAUAACCACUAGUAUUCAAAUCUCUUUCAAGUUUUAUUAAAAUAUAUCAGCAAACUGAAAGUUGCAAUUCCUACCAAAUAGUUUCUAAUGUGGAAGAAAAACUUGGCACAAAAUUUCUUCAGUUUAUUAUCUGUAAAUUAAUUGUACAGUUUUCUUUUCAAGAGUUUUAAUAUUGUCUUCCUUUUUAAUAACUUAUUUUAUACAUAUUGUGCAGUUGUAAAUCUUGUAAUUAAUACUCAAACUGUAUACAAAGGAAUUGGUAGUCAAACAUGUACAAAGAAAUAAUUGUAAAACUGUUUUGUCUGAUGUUUUCUUGGACCAAAGUUGUAGAUUGUAUGAAGUGUAGUAGUAGUGUGUUCAGGAAGCAAAACCUUUAAAUAAGGCAUGCAUGUGUUUGAGUUAGCUUGUUUUCAUCACCAUAUCUAUAAAGAUUGUGACUUAGUUAUAUUGCAUGCUUUCUAUAAUUUAACUCUCUCCAUAAUUGAUGCCUAACGUGGAGUGUAAGGUGUUUCAUACUAGUCUCCUGGAAUUGUGCCUGUGACCUACUAUGUUGGACAUAUUAUUUAGAAUUAGUCAUACAAAGAAACAGCUCUUUUUUCAUCUCACAGUAGAGUCUUUUUCCCUCCCCCCCCCAAAAAUGCCUUUGAAUGAAAAUUCUGAAAUGUAAAUGUCUAUUUUAAUACUCAACUAUGAAAGAAUCUGUGAAUAUAUGUAAAUAUGUUUAAUAAAUUUUAUUGGUCAUGUUAAAUCAUUGUAAAACUUUUUUACAUUGCUUAAUGUUUUAAGCUUAAUAACCUUUGCACUUUUAAAAUAAAAACUUAGUACUCAAGUCAAAAAAGAGGUAUUUGGUAGUCAAAAUAAGUAAAAGGAACAGACAUUCUGAUCAAUCUGCAACGUUUAUGAAAAAUUGAUUAAUAUGUUGUAUUUUUUUCUUGUAUCAUAAUAUAAAGUCUAAUUUUCAGAAUUUUAUAAUUAAAGUAAGAUUUGGUAUGCUGUUUUUAAUAAUUAGCCAUGUGCUUAGAAAAAAGUCCAUUGUCUGCUAUAACAUAGAUUUAAUAAUCAGAAAUAUUUCAGAUUUGAAGCCUGUGACUGGAUUUAUGAAACAUUUUUGAAAGGAAAAUUAGAUUAGUAUAAGAUUGAUCAUCAGUGUAUGAGGUAAAAAUUUAGAAAACUCCACAAUAGUUUCUUGAAUUAUAUUACUGAAAGUUUUUUAUUGUGAUAGAGAAGAGUUCAAAGACUAUAUAAGGAAUGAAGUGAUUUAAAUGCAACUUGCAAGCUGGAAAUUAUAGCCAAUGGGAGAGAAUGUAAAAAUUGAAGCUUUUGAGUGCAAAGGUAUAUAUUAAGCUUAGGGACUUUUGAAUUUUUACACCAAUUUAUAUUUUAAUUCAUACUGUACCUGGCAUGCGCAAUAAAGCAGCACUUGUUUAAAAAAAAAAAAAAACACAGUGCAAGGACUUUAUUAUAAAAAUGGAUGUGAUAUUCUUUAGAAAUUUAGAUAAGAGAUAAUUGGCCUUUUUUAUUGGAUAAAUGGGGCCAAGAAAGGCAGGGUAGAUUUUAAAGCACUGGUUUUGUUGAAGUUAGGUUUAUUAUUAAGGCUGGGAACAUUAAGAACUAAUAAAAGCAAUACUUUUUAAUAUGAAAAAAUUAAUGCAAAUUUUGUUUAUUCUUUUGCCUAAAAAUCAAAAACCAGAUUAUUGAGCAUUGAAGCUACAGAAAAUACUAGAAGGAGUAAGUUUGUACAGCAUUUGUUCUGAUAGUCUAACCAGAAAGAAAGUGGAGGGCGGGGCGGAAAUCACUGUGUGACCAAACAGAACAAGCUGCAGAAGAAAAAAGCAAGCAAUCAGGAAUCUGGCAUAUUUUAGUCCAACUUUGUAGUACUAGCCACAGUUCUCACCUUCAAAUGUACCUCAAGGAGCUGGAGCCUCUCUGCCAUGAUUCUGCUUCUGCAGAUUUUACUUUCUAAAGUAAUUCAAAGCUAAUUGGAUAGCUUAAAAAAAAAAAAAAGAAUGCCUUCUCAAUGAGAGUUUAAGGAGGUAAGGGCUUUUGAUAGUAAGUACAUUCUGAAGCUCUGAAAUGCUAAGGGGAAGAACUUAGAAUGAGGUAUUUGCUUAAAAAGAUGUAGAAUUCUGAAAGAAAUAAAGAAUGGUUAGUCUAAACAGUGAUUUUUUUUUAACUAUUCAAAUAUCAUGAACAAGAUACUAAAUUGUACCGAAGGGAUUUGUAUUUCUUUAAAUCUUGUUCUAAAUCAUAUCUGUUUAAUAAAUGACUAGUUGAAUAUUUGUGCAUGUUAUUUAAUAAAGAGUUAUAUUUUUAUAGAAAAAAUAAGAGUGAAAUGUGUGCUAAAUGUGUUUUUUAAUUUCUCAUUCCUAUAUGACUAAGCCAAACACCAAUGUUUACUUGGGCAAAAUUGCAGAAAUAGCCUUUCAAGUUCAAAUCUAUUCAGUAAUGAUAUCCCAAAAGUGAAUUUUAAGUAUUAGACAUGCUGCAAACUUCAUAACUGUAAAAAUCUCAAAGAUUCCAUGAAGUUCAUCUUAAUGGAACCUAAGAAUUAUACACUUCUAGGAAUUGAGAGCGCUAAAUAUGCAUUUCUCUUAAUUAUCCAAAAAGUUAGUGAUAUUUUACAUUUUCUGCCAUAUCCUGACACAAAAGAACACAAAAUUUAGG